GUUCAACCACAAUAUGCUCUUUUGCCGGAGCUAAAGUCAAGGAUGGCGCAUCAAAGUUAAAAUCACAGCCAGCGAAUUCAAGAGAGCUUAGAACGGGCAGGCAGGCGGGGCAUCACUUCAAGCUUCUCACGGCUCAACAUCCAUUCUCUACUUUAAUAACUGCCAAAGCACGUGAUAUCCAUCUUCAUCAACAACGGGCGAAUCUCACUCUUAUACAACAGCAUAAAUAAGUCCCACAAGAAUCUGGCGACUUUUUCAAGCACGGCGGUGGAUAAAACGACGGAGCGACCAACCGUGAUCCAAUUUAAGAGAGCCAAAAACGAGAGGACGACCUCAUCACCGGGCUGCCCAUUUCACUCAGACACGCAACCCGUCCCUCCUCACCACCUCAAAAAAACGAAACCAUAAAAAUGACAGACACCUCCCGUUGGAAAUCCACCGUCUACGUCGGCGGGCUCGCCCCCGCCGUGACCCGGACGACGCUCCAAGAAGCCUUCCUGCCCUUCGGCGAGAUCGCCGACGUGGCGCUGCCCAAGAACGAGAACCCCAGCACGGCGGCGGCCGAGCCGCACCGCGGGUUCGCCUACGUCGAGUUCGAGGACGUCGAGGACGCCAAGGAGGCCAUCGACAACAUGGACCAGGCCGAGCUGUUCGGGAGAGUCAUCAAGGUGUCGGCGGCCAAGGCGCCCAAGAGCGCGGGUCAGGCGCUCGGCGGGAAGACCGCUGUUUGGGAGCAGGAAGGGUGGUUGGCCGAGAAUGCUGUUAGCGAGGAGGACAGGCUCGCCACGGACCAGGCUCAAAACGCGAGGCCCGACGACCCGAUGCAGGGGCUAGAGGGGCUGGAUGUUGCUGGGCCGAAACCGGAAUGAUGGUUUGUAUCGGUGGAACUCAGGAACAGAUACCGUAC
Chaetomium fimeti is the source of this 907-nucleotide messenger RNA. RefSeq lists its product as uncharacterized. The coding region runs from base 411 to 869 and encodes 152 amino acids. Gene Ontology annotation, molecular function: RNA binding. The record is from RefSeq and is a predicted model, not a curated record. Lineage: Eukaryota; Fungi; Ascomycota; Sordariomycetes; Sordariales; Chaetomiaceae. The transcript has 2 exons.